Molecule: messenger RNA, 5700 nt
Organism: Closterium sp. Naga37s-1
Lineage: Eukaryota; Viridiplantae; Streptophyta; Zygnematophyceae; Desmidiales; Closteriaceae
Source: the annotation of a GenBank genome assembly
AUGGGCGGGGAUGGUUGCAUGGGCGGGGAUGAGUGCAUGGGCGGGGAUGGUUGCAUGGGCGGGGAUGGUUGCAUGGGCGGGGAUGAGUGCAUGGGCGGGGAUGGUUGCAUGGGCGGGGAUGGUUGCAUGGGCGGGGAUGAGUGCAUGGGCGGGGAUGGUUGCAUGGGCGGGGAUGGUUGCAUGGGCGGGGAUGGUUGCAUGGGCGGGGAUGAGUGCAUGGGCGGGGAUGGUUGCAUGGGCGGGGAUGGUUGCAUGGGCGGGGAUGGUUGCAUGGGCGGGGAUGAGUGCAUGGGCGGGGAUGGUUGCAUGGGCGGGGAUGAGUGCAUGGGCGGGGAUGGUUGCAUGGGCGGGGAUGGUUGCAUGGGCGGGGAUGGUUGCAUGGGCGGGGAUGAGUGCAUGGGCGGGGAUGGUUGCAUGGGCGGGGAUGAGUGCAUGGGCGGGGAUGAGUGCAUGGGCGGGGAUGGUUGCAUGGGCGGGGAUGGUUGCAUGGGCGGGGAUGGUUGCAUGGGCGGGGAUGGUUGCAUGGGCGGGGAUGAGUGCAUGGGCGGGGAUGAGUGCAUGGGCGGGGAUGGUUGCAUGGGCGGGGAUGGUUGCAUGGGCGGGGAUGGUUGCAUGGGCGGGGAUGGUUGCAUGGGCGGGGAUGAGUGCAUGGGCGGGGAUGGUUGCAUGGGCGGGGAUGAGUGCAUGGGCGGGGAUGAGUGCAUGGGCGGGGAUGGUUGCAUGGGCGGGGAUGAGUGCAUGGGCGGGGAUGGUUGCAUGGGCGGGGAUGGUUGCAUGGGCGGGGAUGGUUGCAUGGGCGGGGAUGAGUGCAUGGGCGGGGAUGGUUGCAUGGGCGGGGAUGAGUGCAUGGGCGGGGAUGGUUGCAUGGGCGGGGAUGGUUGCAUGGGCGGGGAUGGUUGCAUGGGCGGGGAUGGUUGCAUGGGCGGGGAUGGUUGCAUGGGCGGGGAUGGUUGCAUGGGCGGGGAUGGUUGCAUGGGCGGGGAUGAGUGCAUGGGCGGGGAUGGUUGCAUGGGCGGGGAUGGUUGCAUGGGCGGGGAUGGUUGCAUGGGCGGGGAUGGUUGCAUGGGCGGGGAUGAGUGCAUGGGCGGGGAUGGUUGCAUGGGCGGGGAUGAGUGCAUGGGCGGGGAUGGUUGCAUGGGCGGGGAUGGUUGCAUGGGCGGGGAUGGUUGCAUGGGCGGGGAUGAGUGCAUGGGCGGGGAUGGUUGCAUGGGCGGGGAUGGUUGCAUGGGCGGGGAUGGUUGCAUGGGCGGGGAUGGUUGCAUGGGCGGGGAUGAGUGCAUGGGCGGGGAUGAGUGCAUGGGCGGGGAUGAGUGCAUGGGCGGGGAUGGUUGCAUGGGCGGGGAUGGUUGCAUGGGCGGGGAUGGUUGCAUGGGCGGGGAUGAGUGCAUGGGCGGGGAUGAGUGCAUGGGCGGGGAUGGUUGCAUGGGCGGGGAUGGUUGCAUGGGCGGGGAUGGUUGCAUGGGCGGGGAUGAGUGCAUGGGCGGGGAUGGUUGCAUGGGCGGGGAUGAGUGCAUGGGCGGGGAUGGUUGCAUGGGCGGGGAUGGUUGCAUGGGCGGGGAUGGUUGCAUGGGCGGGGAUGGUUGCAUGGGCGGGGAUGAGUGCAUGGGCGGGGAUGGUUGCAUGGGCGGGGAUGGUUGCAUGGGCGGGGAUGGUUGCAUGGGCGGGGAUGAGUGCAUGGGCGGGGAUGAGUGCAUGGGCGGGGAUGGUUGCAUGGGCGGGGAUGGUUGCAUGGGCGGGGAUGGUUGCAUGGGCGGGGAUGGUUGCAUGGGCGGGGAUGGUUGCAUGGGCGGGGAUGAGUGCAUGGGCGGGGAUGAGUGCAUGGGCGGGGAUGGUUGCAUGGGCGGGGAUGAGUGCAUGGGCGGGGAUGAGUGCAUGGGCGGGGAUGGUUGCAUGGGCGGGGAUGGUUGCAUGGGCGGGGAUGGUUGCAUGGGCGGGGAUGGUUGCAUGGGCGGGGAUGGUUGCAUGGGCGGGGAUGAGUGCAUGGGCGGGGAUGAGUGCAUGGGCGGGGAUGGUUGCAUGGGCGGGGAUGAGUGCAUGGGCGGGGAUGGUUGCAUGGGCGGGGAUGGUUGCAUGGGCGGGGAUGGUUGCAUGGGCGGGGAUGGUUGCAUGGGCGGGGAUGGUUGCAUGGGCGGGGAUGAGUGCAUGGGCGGGGAUGGUUGCAUGGGCGGGGAUGGUUGCAUGGGCGGGGAUGGUUGCAUGGGCGGGGAUGAGUGCAUGGGCGGGGAUGAGUGCAUGGGCGGGGAUGGUUGCAUGGGCGGGGAUGGUUGCAUGGGCGGGGAUGGUUGCAUGGGCGGGGAUGGUUGCAUGGGCGGGGAUGGUUGCAUGGGCGGGGAUGAGUGCAUGGGCGGGGAUGAGUGCAUGGGCGGGGAUGGUUGCAUGGGCGGGGAUGGUUGCAUGGGCGGGGAUGGUUGCAUGGGCGGGGAUGGUUGCAUGGGCGGGGAUGAGUGCAUGGGCGGGGAUGGUUGCAUGGGCGGGGAUGGUUGCAUGGGCGGGGAUGGUUGCAUGGGCGGGGAUGGUUGCAUGGGCGGGGAUGAGUGCAUGGGCGGGGAUGGUUGCAUGGGCGGGGAUGGUUGCAUGGGCGGGGAUGGUUGCAUGGGCGGGGAUGGUUGCAUGGGCGGGGAUGGUUGCAUGGGCGGGGAUGAGUGCAUGGGCGGGGAUGAGUGCAUGGGCGGGGAUGGUUGCAUGGGCGGGGAUGGUUGCAUGGGCGGGGAUGAGUGCAUGGGCGGGGAUGGUUGCAUGGGCGGGGAUGGUUGCAUGGGCGGGGAUGGUUGCAUGGGCGGGGAUGGUUGCAUGGGCGGGGAUGGUUGCAUGGGCGGGGAUGAGUGCAUGGGCGGGGAUGGUUGCAUGGGCGGGGAUGGUUGCAUGGGCGGGGAUGGUUGCAUGGGCGGGGAUGGUUGCAUGGGCGGGGAUGAGUGCAUGGGCGGGGAUGGUUGCAUGGGCGGGGAUGAGUGCAUGGGCGGGGAUGGUUGCAUGGGCGGGGAUGGUUGCAUGGGCGGGGAUGGUUGCAUGGGCGGGGAUGAGUGCAUGGGCGGGGAUGGUUGCAUGGGCGGGGAUGGUUGCAUGGGCGGGGAUGGUUGCAUGGGCGGGGAUGAGUGCAUGGGCGGGGAUGGUUGCAUGGGCGGGGAUGAGUGCAUGGGCGGGGAUGGUUGCAUGGGCGGGGAUGGUUGCAUGGGCGGGGAUGGUUGCAUGGGCGGGGAUGAGUGCAUGGGCGGGGAUGGUUGCAUGGGCGGGGAUGAGUGCAUGGGCGGGGAUGGUUGCAUGGGCGGGGAUGAGUGCAUGGGCGGGGAUGGUUGCAUGGGCGGGGAUGAGUGCAUGGGCGGGGAUGGUUGCAUGGGCGGGGAUGAGUGCAUGGGCGGGGAUGGUUGCAUGGGCGGGGAUGGUUGCAUGGGCGGGGAUGAGUGCAUGGGCGGGGAUGAGUGCAUGGGCGGGGAUGAGUGCAUGGGCGGGGAUGGUUGCAUGGGCGGGGAUGGUUGCAUGGGCGGGGAUGAGUGCAUGGGCGGGGAUGAGUGCAUGGGCGGGGAUGAGUGCAUGGGCGGGGAUGGUUGCAUGGGCGGGGAUGGUUGCAUGGGCGGGGAUGGUUGCAUGGGCGGGGAUGGUUGCAUGGGCGGGGAUGGUUGCAUGGGCGGGGAUGGUUGCAUGGGCGGGGAUGAGUGCAUGGGCGGGGAUGGUUGCAUGGGCGGGGAUGGUUGCAUGGGCGGGGAUGGUUGCAUGGGCGGGGAUGAGUGCAUGGGCGGGGAUGAGUGCAUGGGCGGGGAUGGUUGCAUGGGCGGGGAUGGUUGCAUGGGCGGGGAUGGUUGCAUGGGCGGGGAUGGUUGCAUGGGCGGGGAUGAGUGCAUGGGCGGGGAUGGUUGCAUGGGCGGGGAUGAGUGCAUGGGCGGGGAUGGUUGCAUGGGCGGGGAUGAGUGCAUGGGCGGGGAUGAGUGCAUGGGCGGGGAUGGUUGCAUGGGCGGGGAUGGUUGCAUGGGCGGGGAUGGUUGCAUGGGCGGGGAUGGUUGCAUGGGCGGGGAUGGUUGCAUGGGCGGGGAUGAGUGCAUGGGCGGGGAUGAGUGCAUGGGCGGGGAUGGUUGCAUGGGCGGGGAUGGUUGCAUGGGCGGGGAUGGUUGCAUGGGCGGGGAUGGUUGCAUGGGCGGGGAUGAGUGCAUGGGCGGGGAUGGUUGCAUGGGCGGGGAUGGUUGCAUGGGCGGGGAUGGUUGCAUGGGCGGGGAUGGUUGCAUGGGCGGGGAUGGUUGCAUGGGCGGGGAUGGUUGCAUGGGCGGGGAUGGUUGCAUGGGCGGGGAUGAGUGCAUGGGCGGGGAUGGUUGCAUGGGCGGGGAUGAGUGCAUGGGCGGGGAUGGUUGCAUGGGCGGGGAUGGUUGCAUGGGCGGGGAUGAGUGCAUGGGCGGGGAUGGUUGCAUGGGCGGGGAUGAGUGCAUGGGCGGGGAUGGUUGCAUGGGCGGGGAUGAGUGCAUGGGCGGGGAUGAGUGCAUGGGCGGGGAUGAGUGCAUGGGCGGGGAUGAGUGCAUGGGCGGGGAUGGUUGCAUGGGCGGGGAUGUGUGCAUGGGCGGGGAUGGUUGCAUGGGCGGGGAUGGUUGCAUGGGCGGGGAUGGUUGCAUGGGCGGGGAUGGUUGCAUGGGCGGGGAUGGUUGCAUGGGCGGGGAUGAGUGCAUGGGCGGGGAUGGUUGCAUGGGCGGGGAUGGUUGCAUGGGCGGGGAUGAGUGCAUGGGCGGGGAUGGUUGCAUGGGCGGGGAUGAGUGCAUGGGCGGGGAUGGUUGCAUGGGCGGGGAUGAGUGCAUGGGCGGGGAUGAGUGCAUGGGCGGGGAUGAGUGCAUGGGCGGGGAUGGUUGCAUGGGCGGGGAUGGUUGCAUGGGCGGGGAUGAGUGCAUGGGCGGGGAUGGUUGCAUGGGCGGGGAUGAGUGCAUGGGCGGGGAUGGUUGCAUGGGCGGGGAUGGUUGCAUGGGCGGGGAUGAGUGCAUGGGCGGGGAUGAGUGCAUGGGCGGGGAUGAGUGCAUGGGCGGGGAUGAGUGCAUGGGCGGGGAUGGUUGCAUGGGCGGGGAUGAGUGCAUGGGCGGGGAUGGUUGCAUGGGCGGGGAUGAGUGCAUGGGCGGGGAUGAGUGCAUGGGCGGGGAUGAGUGCAUGGGCGGGGAUGGUUGCAUGGGCGGGGAUGGUUGCAUGGGCGGGGAUGAGUGCAUGGGCGGGGAUGGUUGCAUGGGCGGGGAUGAGUGCAUGGGCGGGGAUGAGUGCAUGGGCGGGGAUGGUUGCAUGGGCGGGGAUGAGUGCAUGGGCGGGGAUGGUUGCAUGGGCGGGGAUGAGUGCAUGGGCGGGGAUGAGUGCAUGGGCGGGGAUGGUUGCAUGGGCGGGGAUGAGUGCAUGGGCGGGGAUGAGUGCAUGGGCGGGGAUGGUUGCAUGGGCGGUUGCAUGGGCGGGGAUGAGUGCAUGGGGCGGGGAUGGUUGCAUGGGCGGGGGAUGGUUGCAUGGGCGGGGAUGGUUGCAUGGGCGGGGAUGAGUGCAUGGGCGGGGAUGAGUGCAUGGGCGGGGAUGAGUGCAUGGGCGGGGAUGGUUGCAUGGGCGGGGAUGAGUGCAAUGGGCGGGGAUGGUUGCAUGGGCGGGGAUGAGUGCAUGGGCGGGAUGAGUGCAUGGGCGGGGAUGAGUGCAUGGGCGGGGAUGAGUGCAUGGGCGGGGGAUGAGUGCAUGGGCGGGGAUGAUUGCAUGGGCGGGGGAUGA